ACGCUUAACGGUAAAUUCAGGAGACCCGGUAACACUAACAGUAAAUUCAAAACGGGUUACAAAGCAUAGAGAGGAGCAAGUAAAUCCAUCAGACUGAGGAAGACCUGCCUAUCAGUCAUGCCAUCCUGUCACCUGUUUCUUUGUAUUGCUUACCUGGUAAACCACCUUGACAUCCUGUCACCUGUUUGUUUGUAUUGCUUACCUGGUAAACCACCUUGACAUCCUGUCACCUGUUUGUUUGUAUUGCUUACCUGGUAAACCACCUUGACAUGGUGUAACAGGUUGUACAGAUUUGUAUUGACGAGUACAAGCUCCAUGUUCGGACUGAGAUUUAUUUGGUCCACUCACACCAGGAAGGCCCCUACUCUUUUCAGCAAGUGUGGUGGGCUCUUUACAAGCUCGAGGUAACGUUGCUCAAAACGGGACCUCUAUUUGAUGUCCUACCCAUCUAAGAGACGUCCCUAGCCGAAGGCACGUCUGAAUGGAGUAAGGAAAUUCGUGUUAGCUUUCCCAAGCGUAUACAGCAUACAAAGACUCCCUACACAAUGGCUCAGGUAUACAAUGUUGCUAUUUGUAGCAUAUUUUCAAGGUUUGACCAAAUAUGGUCAGAAAGAGAUGAAAAGGUCACCGUGUGACCUCAAUUACAUCAUACGCAGGCGUAGUAAACAAAUCAACUUCGGACCCAUUCUUCACCAAGCCGGUGUGCCACAAUCUACCUGAGGAAUCUUAAGCAAAUAUUUUGUGUUCUUUGCGUCAGGUCUGCAGAUUUCGAAUCCAGUUGUUGCAGAGCCUCUGAAGCAGAUAAUGACUGAGGUAAGGCUAGUAACUUUAUGCAGGCAAAUCAACAGGUACUAACUUACAGGUAACUUGGGAGAUGUCAGGACUUUGUGCCCAUGCACCUGCUUAACAGAAACCGGUUUCUGCCAGUUUACGACCACCAGUCUCAGCCGGUCUGACACCACCAGUCAAAAAGAAAGGCAAGUUCCUACUUUUUCCUAUAACUGUUAUCCAAUAAUUGGGUAAACUCGGCUCUUAAUCAUUUGCUAACAGAAGAAAUUUACCUACAUUGUAUACAUUAUCUUGCCCCCAUCCCCCAUUUGAAAAAAUGUAGUAUUAGACAUGACUUCAACCCAUUUAAGUCUGGAGUAACCACUCCCCUAGCACCCAUUUUUCAUCAGUCCCUUGAAAAUUAAAGUUUGACAUGCUUUGCUUUCAACUGAUUUUUUUACUGAAUUCAAACAAAUCAUGUUCCUGCAUGUUAAUUCUACAACACACAUGACGAAGAAGAACGUUCGGACCGAGAAAGACAUGUCCUGACAGUAAGUGCAUGAGAAGGAAUCGUACAGAAAUCAUCAAGACUGAUGGUAACAUUACAGUGAAAAUGUAUGUAAAUAGCUAGUGUGUUAAAUACAUGCCAGAAAUCUUUCAGGUAACUUAAUGGCUGUGGCAAAGGUGUAACAUUACAACAACAAAUUACAAACAAUUGCUGCUUGUUUUCCUUGCUCAAACACUUACCUAAUGGCUAACUAAUAAAGUUCAAUGGCCUUUCAUUGGCUUUACUAUGCAAGCGCAAACUGUAUGUAACCAGACCCAUUUCUUUUGUCUCGGUAGAUGCGGCAUUUUUCCUUUAAGAUUUUGUUGAUAAGCCAGCUUUUUCGUACGGUCGGGCACUCCUGCAGUUGACACUACAUUCUCUGACGUUACUACCUUCAAUAGGUGUAAAUAGGUGUUGAAAUGGAUACGUUUCUUGAUAUUGUUCAUGUUUUGGCUCAUGCUUCUUUGUCUGCAUGAUUCACACUCACGAGUCCAGUGCAGCGUACAAGUACACGUCAGCAGUGUGGCAUAAUCCAACUUCUACUAGAACAGUGGUCCAGUGGUCUGAGAAAAAGAGCAAGAUGGACGUGGAGAGCAGCCUUAAGGAACUAACACUUGAUGACAACCAACCUGUGAGCCUGGAGGAUUCUGGUUUUUACUCCAUACAUGUACAACAGCUCCAACAGCCAGGCACCAGCUCAUCAAGUGAUGACCAGUCACAAGCUCAAAGUCUGGCAUCCUUGAACAAUUCUGGGAUCGACCCCAAGGAAGACAGCCAGACUGACAUUGGCUCUUCAAUUGAAAAUAUGAGGGUAAAAAACACCAGAGAUCAUUAUGAGAGCAAUGGAGCAUGCCCGGAACAGAAACCAGUGCCUGAUACACAGAUGCCUGGAUGGCAUGCUCGAAAUUAUCAAGAUCUUGUAGCUUACCAUGCACAGCUAGACAGGAUCUCACAUUUGAUUUCUGAAGCCAAAAAUGACAUUACAAGGCACCUUCAAGACACUACUGGUAAUGUGGAUCUUUCUCAGGCAUUAAAAAACAGCGACAAGAUAUUCAAUGAGGCAGUUGCUCUUAAGAGAAUUGGGGAGUACAUAAUGUACAAGUUUCAGCUCAAGAGUUCAGAUCAACGACAAGAAACCACAACAUUCGCAACUCCUGCGACAAAGAUGCAGACUGAAGUUGUGACAUCAAAGGCAUCUUACCCAACACAUCAUCCACAAAAUGGAAAAGAGCAUACUCUUGCUGACCCAUUGAAACAAGAUCUGCUGUAUGUAGCUCUGCCCACUGAGACCCAAAGAAACAUUGACAUCAGGAUACCUCCAGUGGAUGAUGUUCAACAGCAUACAACAGACACACCUGGAGUGUUGAAGAAGACAAGUUCUGGUCUUGAUGACGGUGAUGUCGAGAUGCCACCUGUGGCUCACGAUGGACUGGACACUCAAGAAGUAUUGGAGUCCAUGUACACAACAGGCUCUAAUGUAGACAUGUAUGAAGACGAAUCAUCUCCUGAAUCAAUAGCUGAAGAAAAAGCACCAGAGAACAAUGGGAACCCACCACACAAGCACAGUUUCAUCCAGUCAAGAGAACCAAGCUUUCUGGAUGGCAUGUCACAUCACCCUCUGCAAAACAGAGCUGCUGUCUCACCUUUGGGGAGAAUACCUCACAGUCUGUGGGACAUUAGACAUACAAGAUAUGACAAGGGGACUUCUUUCAAGUUUGCUGAAGAACUGUUCUCAUUUUCAAGAUCAGUAGGCAUCAUUGUAAAUAAUGGUCACCGUUGGGGAACAUGUGCACGAUACGGACAAAGACACGUCAUGACCUGUCAGCAUGUAGCAAGUCCAGAUUAUGCAAACCUAGAUGAAUCUUCUGAUGCCUAUGUAGAGUUUAAUUAUUACAAUGAGUGGCCCCCUCAGUCAUCAGUAAGAUUACCAAUCAAGUGCAUUGACUACAACUGUCAAAGCAGAAGUCUAGACUUUUGCCUUCUUUGCUUAAACAUCCAAGACAGCAGGAUUCAAGAAGUCCAGAGUAUUACACCAUUGGGCCCUUAUGUUCGACAAGGUAGUCUUCCAGUAGAAGUAGAAAGGGUCACCUUGAUAGGGCAUCCACAGGGUGUCCGAAAGAGUUUCGACUACAACUGUCCUGUACUUGAUUGGCAUCAAUCUGCUCAGUAUACAGGCCAAAUUUCUAAUGAUGAAGAAAAUUCUUCAAUGUUCGAUGCAAACAGAAUCAAUUACCGUUCUACUUUUUGGAGUGGAAGUUCAGGGUCUCCUGUUGUAGCAAUAUUUGAUGACAAUGUAGACAAUUUACAGAUUGUUGCCAUGCACACACAAGGUUAUCCUACUGGACAACCAUGCGAGGUAGAACAGGGUGUCAAGAUGUCAGCAAUACAAGAUGAGGUAAAAAGUAAUCGCCCAGAUCUGUAUUAUGAAUUGUUCACUUAAGAUAACUACAUGUAUAUCUAUUAUUCUCAUCCCAAAGUGCUAUUAGGAAGAGAAGUGGCUAAGACAAGCAUUGUCAGUUGAAGGAUGAGCAAAUGUGGAAAUAAUUCUGCUGUACCCUCUGGUCAAGGAUAAAUUCUCAACAUCAAACAACAAUGGAAAAGUGUGACUUCUAUCUUCUUGUGCAGCUUUUCAAUGCAAUGUGGAAAUACAUUAUCAUACACACAGUAUGUAUUAUUUUCAUACACACAGAUAUUAAGGAUCUAAAUUCAGAGCCAACAUUGUAAGUUCAUCUCAGGGUUUUGUAAUGCUCCAACAGAUCUACAUGUAUCAACAGAUAUCAAAAUGUUACUUUAAAAUUUAUGAAUCUGAACAAGCCAGAAGUACAUUUUUUGUAUGUUUACUUUUUUCUUGCCUACUUUGAGAAAUGCAAUAUUAGUUGUCUAUUGUGAACUUAAAACAAACAGAUCUAUUGAUCUAUUAUUAUUGUCUUCCUUGUCUGGACUGUUAGUCUACCAAAUGAAAGGUGGGACAAGACAGGAAUAGGCUCCUUAGAAAAGGAAGAAAGGGACAGUUAUAUCUCAGUUGGUCAGUGACUGUACUUACACAAUGUACAUGUAUAUUGUAUAAAUUAAAGGCCCAGUAAAUAAUAAAGUUGCAUUUUCAAACACUUUACCAGAAUAUCAAAUCUGCUGUUUGCCAGUGACUAUUUUGUACAUACAAAUGUAUGUGUAUAAUAUAGUAUGGUUGUUUUCAAUGUAAACAUGAAAACUUUUGAAGAAGCCACACACCUUUCUCCAGAAGGAGCAAUCAUUGUGGUCAGCAAAUUGAGGUCCUAGUCAACAUCCUUCCUUCCAUGUGCCUUCUGUGCAAAAAAACAACUCAGUUCAGUCAGUUCUUGCGUUGUUGUGUAUGAAUCGAGUUCUUACGGGUAUUGGUCACACAUUCAAGUUAA
Messenger RNA from Branchiostoma floridae (Florida lancelet), 4707 nucleotides. RefSeq lists its product as uncharacterized. The record is from RefSeq and is a predicted model, not a curated record. The transcript is spliced from 6 exons. Lineage: Eukaryota; Metazoa; Chordata; Leptocardii; Amphioxiformes; Branchiostomatidae. The coding region runs from base 1788 to 3755 and encodes 655 amino acids.